CAGAUAGAAUAGGAAAGUAAAAGUUAAAUCAAGCUUGGAACUAGAUUUUAAAGAUCCAAAAAACAAUGGACUUCUACUUGGACCUCAAGUUUGAAAAACGGAAGAAAAUGCUUCAGAGAAGAGGAAUGUGGCACAAGACACAUAGAUUUCCAUACAGAAGGAGCAGAGAAGGUGACUCCCAUCAUCUCUCAGAGUUGAGGAUUGUGUUAAUGGGGUCUAGAGGAGCUGGAAAGAGUUCAUCAGGAAACAUCAUCCUGAACAGAGAAGAGUUUGACUUGAAGAGAACUGCUCAGUGUGUGAAGAGACAGAGAGAAGUAGCAGACAGACACAUCACUGUCAUAGAAGCUCCAGGAUGGUGGAUUAAUGAACCUGUAGAUCAGAGCCCUGAGUUACUGAAACAAGAGAUUUUACUCAGUGUGUCUCUGUGUCCUCCAGGGCCUCAUGCUGUUCUACUGGUUAUACCUGGGGACUCUCUAUUUACAGAGGAUGAGAGAAAAGUAUUUCAGGGGUAUGUGGAUCUUCUCGGUGAGAGAGUCUGGAGUCACACUAUAGUGCUCUUCACUCAUGGAGACUUUCUAGGAGACACAUCUAUAGAGCAACACAUUGAGAGUGAAGGAGAGGAUCUCCAGUGGCUGGUGGAGAAAUGUGGGAACAGAUAUCAUGUUCUCAACAAUAACAACAGCAGUGAUGACACUCAGAUCAAACAUCUGCUGGAGAAGAUAGAAGAGACAGUGAUGGAAAACAACGGCUGCCAUUUUGAAAUAGACAGAAAGAUUUUACAGAGGAUGAAAGAACGAAGGAGAGCAGAAGAGAGAGCUAAAAAACGAAUGAAGAAGAUAAAGAAACAGAGAGAGAUGAUCAGAUCUCAGAUGAGUGACACUCAGAAGCUCUCAGAGUUGAGGAUUGUGUUAAUGGGGUAUAGAUAUUCUGGGAAGAGUUCAUCAGGAAACAUCAUCCUGAACAGAGAAGAGUUUGACUUGAAGAGAACUGCUCAGUGUGUGAAGAGACAGAGAGAAGUAGCAGACAGACACAUCACUGUCAUAGAAGCUCCAGGAUGGUGGAAGAAAAUACCUGUAGAAAAGAGCAAUGAGUUACUGAAACAAGAGAUUUUACUCAGUGUGUCUCUGUGUCCUCCAGGACCUCAUGUUGUUCUACUGGUAAUACGAGUGGACACUAGAUUUAAAGAGGAUGAGAGAAAAGUAUUUCAGGGGUAUGUGGAUCUUCUCGGUGAGAGAGUCUGGAGUCACACUAUAGUGCUCUUCACUCAUGGAGACUUUCUAGGAGACACAUCUAUAGAGCAACACAUUGAGAGUGAAGGAGAGGAUCUCCAGUGGCUGGUGGAGAAAUGUGGGAACAGAUAUCAUGUUCUCAACAAUAACAACAGCAGUGAUGACACUCAGAUCAAAAAUCUGCUGGAGAAGAUAGAAGAGACAGUGAUGGAAAACAACGGCUGCUGUUUUGAAAUAGACAGAAAGAUUUUACAGGAGGUGGAGGAGAGAAGGAAAGCAGGAGAGAGAGCAAGAUCACAAAUAAUGAGUGAGGAUGAGAUGUCUGAUACAGUCUCUUUGGGAAGUUUUGGUUAAGGUUCAUUCAGAUCGCUAUCAGUUAGAGGAGAUAACAUAUCUGAUACAGUCUCUCUGGGAAGUUCUGGUUAUGGUUCAUUCAGAUCUCGAUCACACAACAGCUCAAUUUUUGCAUCAUCAUGCUCUAAAGAAAGACCUGUCAGCUUUGGAGAUGGAUCAAAUUAUAACACGGUUAUACGACAAUUUGUGAGUGAGGAUGAGAUGUUGGAUACGGUCUCUUUGAGAAGUUCUGUUUCUGGGUCAUUCAGAUCUCGAUCAGGUGCAGACAACACGAUUUUUGCAUCAUCACACUCUAAAGACAAACCUAUCAGCUUUAAAAGUGGAUCUGUAAACUCCACUUCUGAGUCUCUGGAACAUUCAGCAAUGGAAGCUCAAAAGAGCCCAUCCAUGAUCUCACAAAUGUUAAGAAGAGCCAAGCAGAAUCAGUAAUCAGUAAAAAUGCUGGAAAUGUAACAUAAGUCAUCAAUUCAGUAAAUACAUUGUACAUACUGUAAAAGAGGAAUCAAGUGUACUUAAGAUUUUAAAUUGACAUUUGUACAACUAUUAAUCUGAGUUGUUGAGACAUACAUACAUUUUGUAUGAGUUGUAUUUUCAUAUCUACAUAAUGAAAUAUGAAACGAUGGCAGUUACUGUAAAAAAUAUCAAAAUCGUCAGGUGUCAGUCAUUGCUGACUCCAAAUAACAAGUGACCUUGGUUACAGAAAAUUAAUUCUAAUGUUACAAGUGCUACAAUAGUUAUUAUCAUAUAUUUAUGUGUGGUGCUUCAUGUACGUGGGUCUGGAACAUACUCACUCGCAAUGACAGCAAAAAUGAAGUCCUCUCUAAGGUUUAAGGGUAGGGAAAGACAAUAUUAGCUUGGUAUAAAAUAUAUUGAAAUCUCAAUCAAUGUGUUAUUGUUUGUGUAUGGGCACUUAAGGUGUUUGGUUCUAUUUUUAGGAAUGAAGCCAUUAUCAACAUAAAAACAUAUCGUUUAAAGAAAUGUUGCCAUAUUAUAUUUGUAGAAACAACAUAAAGUCGUGCCAGGUUGCAAAAUGUUUAUGGGCUUUUUAAAUCUUUCAGCUUUGGUUUUAUAUUAUAAUAGCUAAUAAUCUGCUGGCUAUUGUAAAACGUUGAUAUUUACCUCACACCGUAAUUUUGACCAUGUGAUCUUUUAUUGUUAUUGUUACUUUUUUGUUACUUUUGUAACCAGAUCAAUGGACUUUCUAAACUGUUGUUUCAAAUCUGUUACGAUCAAGUCAAAUUCCACCGUAAUUUCUCACAACAUAAAAUACAGUUCACCUGUUACAUGUUCAUUGUUAUGUUUACAUCAAACCUGUCAUUGUAGUGUCAUUUGAAACCCAUCAGACA
This is a messenger RNA of Triplophysa rosa, 2929 nucleotides long. RefSeq names its product GTPase IMAP family member 7-like. Gene Ontology annotation, molecular function: GTP binding. Bases 66 to 1583 code for a protein of 505 amino acids. The transcript has 7 exons. The record is from RefSeq and is a predicted model, not a curated record. Lineage: Eukaryota; Metazoa; Chordata; Actinopteri; Cypriniformes; Nemacheilidae.